UGCAAUGUACACGUAAUCCCACCACUCACUGGGGGUUCGAAUUCUAAAAUGGUUUUUGGAAUCCAUCCUUCCGAGAAAGAGGGAAGUGACAGAUUCGAACUUAGUUGUCUCUGUUAACAAUCGAAACGAAUCUCAGAUUGGUUACCGUAAGAAUUGAGAGAUCCGAUUCUCUCUUGGUUUCCGUUUCCAAUGGCGAUUCGGUGGUCAGAGCUAUGUAUCGCCUUGUUCGCACUCUCUUACGCCAUCUGCGUCAUCCGAGUCUUUAGCUACUACGAUGUGCUGCAAGUGCCGAAAGGUGCCUCUGACGAACACAUCAAGAGAGCUUACAGGAAACUCGCUUUGAAGUAUCAUCCCGAUAAGAAUCCGGGAAACGACGAAGCCACUCGCAAAUUCGCUGACAUCAACAACGCUUAUGAAGUACUAUCGGAUGAGGAGAAGAGGGAGAUUUAUAACAAGUAUGGUGAAGAAGGUCUUAAACAGCAUGCUGCUAAUGGUGGACGUGGAGGUGGAGGUGGGGGCAUGAAUAUGCAGGACAUCUUUAGCCAGUUUUUUGGUGGUGGUGGUUCAACGGAGGAAGAAGAGAAGGUUGUCAAGGGUGAUGACGUCAUUGUCGAACUUGAGGCCACUCUUGAAGAUUUGUACAUGGGAGGCUCUAUGAAGGUAUGGAGGGAGAAGAAUGUAAUAAAACCAGCUCCUGGAAAGAGAAAGUGCAACUGCAGGGAUGAGGUUUAUCACAGGCAAAUUGGUCCUGGAAUGUUCCAACAGAUGACAGAGCAGGUCUGUGACAAAUGCCCAAAUGUUAAGUUCGAACGCGAAGGAUACUUUGUCACAGUUGAUAUUGAGAAAGGAAUGAAAGACGGAGAAGAAGUGUCUUUCUACGAAGAUGGUGAACCCAUUCUAGAUGGUGAACCUGGUGACCUUAAGUUCCGAAUCAAAACUGCACCACAUGCUCGCUUCCGGAGAGAUGGCAACGAUCUACACAUGACCGUCAACAUUACACUGGUUGAGGCCCUAGUUGGUUUUGAGAAAUCAUUCAAACACUUGGAUGAUCACGAAGUUGACAUCAGUUCCAAGGGAAUUACAAAGCCCAAGGAAGUGAAGAAGUUCAAAGGAGAAGGAAUGCCACUUCACUUCAGCACAAAGAAAGGCAACCUCUUCGUCACUUUCGAGGUUUUGUUCCCUUCCUCUCUCACUGAGGAUCAGAAGAAGAAGAUUAAAGAAGUCUUGGCUUGAAACUACUCUCUCUCUCUCUGGAUAUUUGAAAUUUGGGUUUAAAUAGAACUUUGAUGAUCCUUUUAUGUAACACGACUAGGUUUUAAUAUAGAGAAAAGGGGAGGGAAAAAGGAAGAUGAGAAAAGCCACAAGGAGGUUUUGAUC
Brassica oleracea var. oleracea is the source of this 1377-nucleotide messenger RNA. Its product is annotated as dnaJ protein ERDJ3B-like. Gene Ontology annotation, molecular function: Hsp70 protein binding. The record is from RefSeq and is a predicted model, not a curated record. The coding region runs from base 190 to 1233 and encodes 347 amino acids. NCBI's taxonomy places the organism in Eukaryota, Viridiplantae, Streptophyta, Magnoliopsida, Brassicales, Brassicaceae. Gene Ontology annotation, cellular component: cytoplasm. The transcript is spliced from 10 exons. Gene Ontology annotation, biological process: protein refolding.